This is a messenger RNA of Ornithodoros turicata, 708 nucleotides long. Its product is annotated as integumentary mucin A.1-like. Lineage: Eukaryota; Metazoa; Arthropoda; Arachnida; Ixodida; Argasidae. The record is from RefSeq and is a predicted model, not a curated record. The coding region runs from base 1 to 708 and encodes 235 amino acids. The transcript is spliced from 2 exons.
AUGACAUCUACUCCCACAGAAUCAUCAGCAACACUAGGCCCCACAACACCAGCUACCAUUGCUUCAACUCCCACAGAGCCGUCAGCAACAACGCUGUACCCAGUUCCCUCAACUUCUACAACGCCGUCCUCAAUAACGCUGCCUCCCGCGUGCCCUAGUGCUACUCCUACGCAGACAUCAAGAACACUAGGCCCCACAACACCAUCCAUCAUGACAUCAACUCCCACAGAAUCAUCAGCAACACUAGGCCCCACAACACCAGCUACCAUGGCUUCAACUCCCACAGAGCCGUCAGCAACAACGCUGUACCCAGUUCCCUCAACUUCUACAACGCCGGUGUCAGUAACGCUGCCUCCCGCGUGCCCCACUGUCACGCCUGGACAGACCUCAAUAACACAAGGCUCCAAAACCCCAGCUACCAUGACUUCAACAUCCACAGAAUCGUCGUCAAUAAUGCUGUACCCAGUUACCUCAACAUAUACAACACCAGGGUCAGAAACACCACCUCCGGAAUGCUUUGUGGACCAACACACACAGAGUCAACAGAACACAAGAGGACAAGCGACGGGAACACAAGCGCCUCCAGUGUACAGAAUCUCCCCCAUGCCUUACAUACCGGGCAGGGUAAUGCUACCACCUCAACCCAGCCCACAACAGGCCCAUCCGUACCAGCCUUACUUCUCGCAGCGGGGUUACGAGAAACGGUGA